Molecule: messenger RNA, 1116 nt
Organism: Helobdella robusta
Lineage: Eukaryota; Metazoa; Annelida; Clitellata; Rhynchobdellida; Glossiphoniidae
Exons: 7
Biological process (GO): cholesterol biosynthetic process; farnesyl diphosphate metabolic process
Cellular component (GO): endoplasmic reticulum membrane
Molecular function (GO): squalene synthase [NAD(P)H] activity
Source: RefSeq, a predicted model, not a curated record
UCAAGCGGCAUGAAGACUUGUUACGAGUUUUUAAAAAAGACAAGCAGAUCAUUUUACGCAGUUAUCGAAAUGUUGAAUCCCGAAAUAAAAGAUGCAAUGUGUCUGUUCUACUUGGUUCUCAGAGCCUUGGACACUGUAGAAGAUGAUAUGACUAUAGAGAAAAGUUUGAAGAUUAAAUUACUUUCACAAUUUCACAAAUUUUUGUACGCUGAAAGCUGGAAUUUUACAAAAAGCUGCAGUAACGACCGAAUUGUGUUAGAAAAUUUCUCCGUGAUUUCCAAAGAGUUCAGACACUUAAAUAAGAAAUAUCGCGAGAUUAUUAGCAAGAUAUGCAUGAAAAUGGGCAAAGGAAUGAUCAAGUUCUCGAACUCUUCACCUCAAAGUCUCAAAGAGUUGGAUGAGUACUGCCAUUAUGUAGCUGGCUUGGUUGGCAUUGGUUGCACUUCCUUGUUCACUAGCUCCGGCCUGGAAACAAACAACAUCAAACUUACAACAGACAUUUCCAAUUCUCUGGGAUUAUUUUUGCAGAAAACAAAUAUAAUCAGGGAUUAUUUGGAGGAUGUUAAUCAAAACCGAUAUUUUUGGCCCAAACAGGUUUGGAGCAAAUAUGUCGAAAAUAUAGAAUACUUCAGUAAGCCAGAGUUUUCUAGAGAAGCGCUUCAGUGUUUAAAUGAACUCAUUACAAAUGCUUUGGCUCAUGUCAGUGAUGUUAUAAACUAUCUGUCGGCAAUCAGUGACGAGUCCGUGUUUCGAUUCACUGCCAUACCACAGGUGAUGGCAAUAGCCACGUUGGAAAGAUGCUACAACAACGUGUUGUUGUUUAAUGGAGUUGUUAAGAUCAGAAAAGGAGAAGCCAUUUGUCUGAUGAACGAAGCAACAAACAUUACGAAAGUUAAGCUCAUAUUUAUGCGCUAUUUAAAUAAAAUUCGCUACAGAAUUACUGCAAGAGAUCCUUCAGCCAUUCAAACCAUGCGAGAAGUUGAAAGAGCGAUGCAAAUUUGCAAUCCCAACAAUUGCGAAAGGACAUCGACAUCUUUUAAAGAAAUUUGCAUAUGUUGUAUCAUUCUCGCAAUUUCGUUUUUGUUUGUUUGUUGGAGAUGUAGCGUUUUGAUUUAG